GCUUAGCUCCCCAUCCACUUUGCUCCUGUUAUCCAUCUAAACCGUACCUCUGCCACAUCACCACCAGCAAUAUAUCUAAUAUAAACAGUGGAGAGAGAGAGAGAAAGGAAGAGAGAAAUAUAUCGACAGAGCUAGAUAGGUCUGCCAUACUAGUUACUACUACUACUACUUCAUUUGUAUGGAGAUUCAUAUUGUUACUUCUAAUUUGGGAUACAUAACAUUCUUGUUUCUCUUUAUUCUCUUCUACUGUUACUAUUAUUUCAUCAUCAAAUGUCAAAACUUGACAAAAUCCAAACACAAGCCUUACAAGCUCCCACCAGGAUCAAUGGGAUGGCCUUUUAUAGGACAGACCCUCCAACUCUACUCCCAUGACCCCAACACGUUCUUUUCUACUAAACAGAAAAGAUAUGGCGAGAUAUUCAAAACCCAUAUACUGGGGUGCCCUAGCGUAAUGUUGGCCAGUCCGGAGGCUGCGAAAUUCGUACUGGUGACUCACAGUCACCUGUUUAAGCCAACUUACCCCAAGAGCAAGGAGAAGCUGAUUGGUCCGUCAGCCCUCUUCUUUCACCACGGGGAGUACCACGCUGCGCUCAGGAAACUCGUCCAGGCUGCUCUGUCUUCUCCGUACAAUCUCCAGAAAAGGGUGGCCGACGUCGAAGCCCUCGCCCUCUCCACUCUCGAGUCCUGGGACAGAGGUCAAGAUCAAGUCAUUUACAGCUUCUACGAGUUGAAAAAGUAUUCUUUUGAUGUUGGCAUUUUUUCUAUCUUUGGUCAUUUGGAUGCCAAUUAUAAGGAGCUGCUCAAGGAGAAUUAUUCCAUAGUAAAUAAAGGAUAUAAUUCCUUUCCAAACAGCGUACCGGGAACCGCAUACCAAAAAGCACUCUUGGCGAGGAAAAGGCUUAAGCAGAUUCUGAGUGAGAUAAUCUUGGAAAGGGAGGAGAAGAAGAUGGCGGACAAGGAUCUGUUGGGUCACCUUUUGAAUUUCAAGGGUGGAAAGGGACAAGCUUUAACAAGGGAUCAAAUUUCUGAUAACAUCAUUGGGGUGUUGUUUGCGGCUCAGGACACAACAGCUAGUGUAUUGACUUGGAUCCUUAAGUAUCUCCAUGAUGAUCAAAAGCUUCUUCAAGCUGUAAAGGGAGAGCAAAUGGUAAUAUCUCAAGAAAAUGAUGAAGGGAAGAAGCCCUUGACAUGGAAACAGACAAGGAGCAUGCCACUUACGCAUAAAGUGAUAUUAGAGAGCUUGAGGAUGGCCAGUAUUAUAUCAUUCACGUUUAGGGAGGCAGUGACUGAUGUGGAAUACAACGGGUACAUCAUUCCAAAGGGUUGGAAGGUGAUGCCAUUGUUUCGAAACAUUCAUCACAAUCCCGAGUUCUUCUCGGAUCCUCAAAAGUUUGACCCAUCUAGGUUUGAGGUUCCUCCAAAGGUUAAUACUUUUAUGCCGUUUGGCAAUGGGGUACACUCUUGUCCUGGAAAUGAGCUUGCCAAACUAGAGAUGCUUGUUUUUAUCCACCAUUUAGUCACUAAAUUCAGGUGGGAAGUCGUGGGAUCUCAAAGUGGGAUUCAAUAUGGCCCAUUUCCAGUGCCUCAAAAUGGACUCCCAGCCAGAUUCUGGAAAGAAUCCAACAAUUUCAAACAAGAUUCUUUUCCACCCAACUAAUUAUAUCUUGUUUCCCAAGUGUAUUUUCUAUGUAUCCUAUAACCCAAGCCCACACCCCUCUGUUUUUUUUUUCUUUUUUUUUUAUUAAUGGGAUAUCUCUUUAAUAAUUACUAUUAUUAAUGUUAUUAUCCAGAGUCUGAAGGUGUAUUUUGUGUAUUUUCCACCUUCUUUGCAAUGUAAGGGAAAAAAAGAGGGGGUAAAAUUUUAUGUACCAAUGAGCAAGUAUUGUAAUUUGUAACUCUUUUAUAUGAUAAUAAUAUAUUAAUAGUAAUAAAAUUUAAAGAAUUUUUCUUAAACUCAAUUGAAUCUAG
Molecule: messenger RNA, 1968 nt
Organism: Humulus lupulus (European hop)
Lineage: Eukaryota; Viridiplantae; Streptophyta; Magnoliopsida; Rosales; Cannabaceae
Product: abscisic acid 8'-hydroxylase 4-like
Exons: 9
Coding region: 179-1657 (492 amino acids)
Biological process (GO): sterol metabolic process
Molecular function (GO): (+)-abscisic acid 8'-hydroxylase activity; iron ion binding; heme binding
Source: RefSeq, a predicted model, not a curated record